UCAUUUUCAGCACAGCUUGUAUUAUCACUUUUGUCUGUGCUGAUUAAAGUCUAAUCAGGUAAUUAUUGUGGUAAAAAGGAAGAUGUCAAAGGUUUUGAUGACCUCAAAUUCAAAGAGAGAUUUGUGGAACAUUUUAAGUAUUGCCCUCAUCGCUGCAGGAGCCUGGGCCCAGACAGUUACCCAGAAACCUGAUGAGGUUGUGUAUAAACUGGCUCAGAAUGCCUCAAUGGACUGCCAGUUCAUCCACACUCCAGACCAGCAGGUGGCAAAUAAUCCCAUUCUCUACUGGCAUAAAAUUACAAGUUUGACCCAAAUGACAAGACUGUGGCCUGACCCAGAGUCACCGUACAAGGGUCGUGUGGAGGUUCUGGACAGUGACCGCAACUCACCGAACAGAUCUGUACUUCUGAAGAAUGUCCAGUGGGAGGAUAGCAGUGGAAAGUAUGAGUGUAAACUGUCUUAUAGGGCCGCCAAACAAGAUAAGAGGACGAAAGGGAGCGGCGUUAAGCUGUUCAUACAUGAUUCGAUGUUCUUUGGGCUUGACCCUGAGAAUAAGACCCAACUCAUGUGUGCUGUGAAUGUUUCCCGGGAUGAUGGGUUUUUCUUAUCCUUGCUACAAGACGGAUCUAAAGUAUUCCAAAAGACCAUUGAUCCUCUUCACCCUAGCAUGUCACUGUCUGUUACCCUGUCUGUGAUCCUCCCCUUGGAGAAGGGAAAGAAUUAUGAGUGUCAAAUCCACCUGGGCUCCACUAUGAUAAUGAGCCAGCCCUUCGAACAGCCGCUUGAGACGCCAGUAGAGAAGGUGCUUCCUGAACCAGUUUUCCUGUUCGUGGCCAUCCUCCUGGUCCCCAUCACCGUGCUUCUGACUCUGCUCACAGCCCUUCUUGUUCUAAGCAGAUAAGACAGGAGAUAGUAAGACUGACAAUGCCAGAUAUACAGUGCAUUCAGAACGUUUUUAUUUUAUUUCACCUUUAUUUAACCAGGUAGGCUAGU
Messenger RNA from Oncorhynchus kisutch (coho salmon), 993 nucleotides. RefSeq lists its product as uncharacterized. The record is from RefSeq and is a predicted model, not a curated record. The coding region runs from base 83 to 901 and encodes 272 amino acids. The transcript has 4 exons. NCBI's taxonomy places the organism in Eukaryota, Metazoa, Chordata, Actinopteri, Salmoniformes, Salmonidae.